Molecule: messenger RNA, 4307 nt
Organism: Melanotaenia boesemani (Boeseman's rainbowfish)
Lineage: Eukaryota; Metazoa; Chordata; Actinopteri; Atheriniformes; Melanotaeniidae
Gene: ssh1a
Product: slingshot protein phosphatase 1a
Exons: 14
Coding region: 105-3254 (1049 amino acids)
Biological process (GO): protein dephosphorylation; negative regulation of actin filament polymerization; actin cytoskeleton organization
Cellular component (GO): cytoplasm
Molecular function (GO): protein tyrosine/serine/threonine phosphatase activity; actin binding
Source: RefSeq, a predicted model, not a curated record
ACUUCAUGUUAUUAUUCCUCUUUUGCUUCUUCACUGUUCCUGAACGUGGAUGAGGACAAGUUAGCUUGUGCCUGGGAGGGCCUGAUUUUAUUCCAGUUAGCAGGAUGCAUCUGGUUGUAGAACCCAUUCAGGAGGCCGUGAUGAAGAUGAUACCAUAUUUUGUGGAAAACGCUGUGUUGACCCAGAGUGAGAUAAACCGCAUCUUGAGUGAGAGCUUCUUCAUGGUAAAAGGUGCUGCUCUCUUCUUGCAGCAGGGAAGCAGUCACCAGGGCCAAAAAGCACAUCCUCAUCACAAACAUGCAGGUGACUUACCUCAACACCUGCAGGUGAUGAUAAACAUUCUUCGCUCAGAGGACAGAAUCAAAUUGGCGGUGCGGCUGGAGAGUGCAUGGUCAGAUCGUGUCCGCUACAUGGUGGUGGUAUACACCAGCGGGCGACAGGACACAGAAGAGAACAUUCUUUUGGGAAUCGACUUCACCAACAAAGACUGUAAAAGCUGUUCAAUCGGCAUGGUGCUACCUCUGUGGAGUGAUACAAAGAUCCAUCUGGAUGGAGACGGGGGCUUUACUGUGAACACAGCCGGUAGAACUCAUGUCUUCAAACCUGUGUCAGUGCAGGCCAUGUGGUCAGCCUUGCAAGUGCUGCACAAGGUUUGUGAGGUGUCACGCAGGUUUAACUACUUCCCUGGAGGCAUGGCUCUCACCUGGAUGGGCUACUACGAGAGCUGCAUUGCCUCAGACCAGAGCUGCAUAAACGAGUGGAACGCCAUGAAAGACUUAGAGACCACACGGCCAGACUCACCCACAAUGUUUGUUGACAAGCCGUCAGAAAGAGAGAGGACAGAGUGCCUUAUUAAAGCCAAACUCCGAAGCAUCAUGACGUGCCAGGACCUGGAGAAUGUCACUUGCAAACAGAUCCGUACAGAGUUGGAGCAGCACAUGAAUUGCAACUUAAAGGAGUAUAAAGAGUUCAUUGACAAUGAAAUGCUACUAAUCCUUGGCCAGAUGGACAAAGCCACUCUCAUCUUUGACCAUGUUUACCUGGGAUCUGAAUGGAAUGCAUCUAAUUUGGAGGAGCUGCAAGAGACAGGGGUGGGCUACAUCCUCAACGUUACCAGGGAAAUAGACAACUUCUUUCCGGGGACGUUCAGUUAUCACAACAUACGUGUUUACGAUGAAGAGGCCACCGACCUACUCGCUCACUGGAACGACACGUACAACUUCAUUAUGAAAGCAAAAAAGAACCACUCCAAGUGUUUGGUUCACUGUAAGAUGGGUGUCAGUCGGUCUGCCUCCACUGUCAUUGCCUAUGCUAUGAAGGAGUAUGGCUGGUCGUUGGAGAAAGCUUACAACUUCGUCAAACAAAAGAGGAAUAUCACACGACCCAACCCAGGUUUCAUGAGACAGCUGGCGGAGUAUGAGGGCAUUUUAGAUGCUAGCAAACAACGUCACAAUAAGCUGUGGCAUCCAGAUGCAGACUGUGAGAUGGCAGAGGGUCAGCAAGGGUUGGCUCAGUCUUGUGGAGGAGAGGAAGGAGGAAACCUGACUCCAGAGCCAGGGAUGUCUCCCUGCUGUGAGGAGGCGUUGUCUGAUAAAGGUGCGGCAUGCCCCUCCUCGUGCAGGACUGUUGCAUUGGAGGUCGACCCAGCCUACAACAACUACUAUUUCCGCCGGCUUUCUGAUUCUGCACUAGACAGUGAACCAUCAACACCCGUGCGAGGCCCACCCCUUCUUGGCAUGGAAAAAGUGUUCAUAGAAAUUGAAGACGUGGAGCGAGAUGCUCUGCUGGAUGAUGAGGCCUUUGAUGGGCGUGAAGGCCUCACAUUCCCCCAUUUUGGACCUGCUGCAGAGGGGACUGCAGCCCAGACUUGCAGUCGUGGCCCUGAGCCACUGGAAGAGCUGCGCUUGAGACUGGAGUUCAGCACAGUGGAAGAGGAAGAUGAGGAGGAUGUACAAAAGGAGGAAGCGGAAAUGGAGGUACUUAUGCAGCCAGAUGAUGGAGGUGGCGGUGAAGGAGGUGGUGAUGAAACACAAGCUGAUGAGGUAGAGGGGGAUACGGAAGUUAUUGGGAUGGACCUGGCAACCCUCAAUGAAAAUUCUAACAACAACAACCACUUCAGCGGUCUGUGCAACGACAAUGAAAAAUCUUCCCCCAUCCUUCUUCCAAGUGAUGCUUUUAAACUGUCUAGCUGGGAUCAGUCUAAAUCCCAGGAGCAAGAAGGUUCUUCAACUUCGACUCCUAAGCUUUGCCUUAACCCCAGCCCCCCUUCUGAAGUCCCAAGUGCUUCAUUCCCACAGUCCAGUCCCUCUUGUGAAGGCCUCAUGUCUUCAAUGGGACUGCUGUACCCCUGUGGCCCUCUGUGUGACUGUGCCAACUGUGCUGCCUGUCUACCCACUGAUCCACUUGAUAGAGAGGAGAAGCCUGGGGAAUCACUGAGUUCAGUGAAGCCUGAGGACAAUUGUGAAUACUUGGAAGUUAAGACUGAGUUUGAUGGCAGCUACUAUCCAGCUGCCUCAGAUGCUCUCCCUCCACUGAUGAGAAUAGAUUUUGGGGAAGUGAAACCUGGAGUGGCUUGUUACCUCGGUCAACAGCAAGAGACCCUUUUACAACUGGGACGAUCUGGGCUGGUCCGCCGUCGUGCAGAGAGACUUGAGAGGCUUUCAGGUUUGUCUCAGGAGACCCUGCACUCUUUGACGCCUUUGCAUGCAUUCCAAAGGUCCAAGAAGAGUUCUUUACAUGGUGAGGAGGAGGAGGAAUUCUCUGGCUUUAUGGGUGACUUCACUAAAACUUCAACACCAUGCCAAGUGCGGCUAGAGCCUCUGGUGGUGCCCCUGACCAAUGAAGCCUUGUUGGGGGUGGCGGGAUCUGGGUUCCUCACACCAACCUCCUCGCCUCAUGGCUCCACCUUAACACGCAGCUCCAGCAGCGACAGUCUGCGCAGCGUUCGGGGGAAACCUGGUCUUGUACGCCAGAGGGCGCAAGAGAUUGAGACCCGAAUGCGGCUGGCAGGGCUGACAGUGCCCUCACGGCUAAAGCGCUCCAACUCGCUGGCCAAGUUGGGCAGCCUCGACUUCUCCUCCGAGGACCUGUGCUCAGCCUGCUCCUCUGACACAGGGACCCUGCUGCUCCUCUCACUGUCUCCAGAGCCAGACACAGGCCUGGAGUGGGACUCCCCCACCACUUCUGCAGGGUCCCGACACUGCAAGGACCUGCACACUCCAGAGGGAGAGCCUCCAUCUGAGCCCAGAAGCUGACAAAUCAAGUGGAGCUUAAAUGUUUAUACACUCCUCUCAAAUACCCAUCUGACUAGGAGGAUGGAGAGAGCUGCACAUAUUUUGGAAACAGGAGAAUUUAGUCCAAGAAAACAAAUGAAAAUAAAAAAUGCCAACUGUUAUAUUAGGAGGGGGCACUCUCCUUUGCCACAUUGUUUCUCAAACUGCUGUUCACAGUGAUUAAAGUCAUAUUGCUGUAUCUGACAAAUAUGUUAAGCCAUGAGUUCAUCUAUAACUUUGUUUGCAUCAUGGACAAACAAGUGCCUUACCCAAGAGACCAGAGGCACAGAGCUGUGUGAUAAACUGCAGGACAAGAUGGUACAAGGCACUCUAUAACCUUUAACCUGCUAUUCAUUGGCACUUACAUUACCUUUACCUGUCAGGUACAAAGUGGUAGCCUGCAUUAAUAAACUUGAAUCCCUAAACAGUUUGAGAGAAACUAAGUGUUAGAUAAAUGUUUAUCACAAGUUUUUUUUAGGGUCGUUAGAUUAAAAGGUUACCUCAUGUUGCAUACAUAGAGCUCUUGCACAGACAAAAACCAGGCCAGAGUUUAAUUCCGUUUCUUUACGAAGAUCAAGAGUGAGGAAAUGAGUUUUUAAUGCAGAAGUGUAUGCUAAUGCAUUAACUGCAGGAAGUGAGUGAAUGGGAUGAAAGGACCGAGAAGGUUUUAACCUUUGCCAGCGACACUGUUUUCAACAAACAGAACAGAAGCUUUUCUGAGUUUGUUGUUUCUUUGCACUGUUUAUUUUUAUUGAGUGAGUACUGGUACACAUCAAGCUAUCUUCCAAAAUAACAUUGCAGUAAUGUUAUUAACCUCAUCUUUCCCUACAUGGUACAAUAUUUACAAUACAAUGUACAAUAAGUACAGACCAUUUACCAUUUAUAUUUUUGGGAGAGCAGUGUGAUGAGGAGUCACUGUGUGGCUUGAAAUCAUAAAAAAAACACCUAGUGCAAGAGUCAAAUCUCAUCAAGUCUGUAUGAGAUUUUCCCAAGCUAAAGUUAGCUGCACAUUUCUGACAUAUAACAUAGAAGAAA